Adineta steineri is the source of this 504-nucleotide messenger RNA. Lineage: Eukaryota; Metazoa; Rotifera; Eurotatoria; Adinetida; Adinetidae. The record is from the annotation of a GenBank genome assembly.
AUGGUGAUUAAAGUUUAUGGUUUGGCUAUGUCAACAUGCACACAAAAAGUAUUAACCACACUUAUUGAAAAAGGACUUAAAUACGAAAUAGUAAAUAUAGAUUUUGCUGCAGGUGAACAUAAAUCACCAAAAUAUUUAGAAGAGAAACAACCAUUUGGUGUUAUUCCAGUCCUUGUUGAUGAAGAUGGAUUUAAAAUCUAUGAACCAUCAAUAACAGUCAAUCUACUUGAACAAGUCUAUUUACUUCGGGAUCCAUUUGUUGCUAUUAAAAAUAAAGAUGAUCAAACAAAAAUCUCAUCAGUAAUUAUUGGUUCAACAUGUUCUGUAUGUUCAAGUCCAGUGUGUGUUCAUUUAGAUUGCAGUUUAUUCUAUACGAGAAGAUUUUGUUUGAAAUGCAUCGCAAAAUAUCGUGAUGAAUUUCCACGUGAAGUUCUCGAUGAAAUUGGUGUUAAACGAUUAGACAAAUUUACAAAUGAAGAAUAUGAGCAAUAUGAUGAGAAUUAA